GAACCCUGUUCUUCUGGAGGAUCUUGGACUCAAAGGAAGCAUCAGGAGCGAUCUGGUGAACACGGUGUGGACCCUCAGAUGAGUGACCAUGUCAGACCGGAGCGCCCCGGGCUGCCGGCUCAGACUGGACUGGGUCUAUGGGUACCGGGGCCACCAGUGCCGCAAUAACCUGUACUACACGGCCGGGAAGGAGGUGGUGUACUUCGUGGCCGGGGUCGGCGUGGUUUACAACACCAGAGAGCACAGCCAGAGGUUUUACCUGGGACACAACGAUGACAUCAUCAGCCUGGCGUUGCACCCGGAGCGCUCCCUGGUGGCGACGGGUCAGGUGGGGAAGGAUCCCUACGUGUGUGUGUGGGACUCCUUCACCGCCCAGACUGUGUCCCUGCUCCGUGACGGACACACGCACGGCAUCGCCUGCCUCGCCUUCAGUGCUGACGGACAGCGGUUAGCCUCGAUCGGCCUGGAUGCCAAGAACACAGUGUGUAUCUGGGAGUGGAAGCGAGGGAAGAUCCUGGCUACAGCCACCGGACACUCGGACAGGAUCUUCGACGUCUGCUGGGAUCCGUUUCAACAUCACCGUCUUGUGAGCUGCGGAGUCAAACACAUCAAGUUCUGGUCUCUGUGUGGAAACUCUCUCACCGCGAAGCGAGGGAUUUUCGGGAAGACAGGCGACCUGCAGACCAUCCUGUGCGUGGCGUCUGCUAAAGAUGACCUCACGUACUCCGGGGCGCUCAACGGGGACAUCUACGUCUGGAAGGGACUCAGCCUGAUUCGAACCGUCCAGGCGGCUCACGGGGCCGGAAUCUUCAGCAUGUAUUUCUGUGAGGAGGGUUUUGCCACAGGAGGCAGAGACGGCUGCAUCCGAUUGUGGGAUGUCGACUUUAAACCAAUCACCAAGAUCGACCUGCGAGAGGCGGAGCAAGGCUACAAAGAUCUGUCUAUUCGCAGCGUCUGCUGGAGAGCCGACCGGAUCCUGGCAGGAACUCAGGACAGCGAGAUCUUUGAGGUGAUGGUGAGGGACCGGGACAAGCCGCUGCUGAUCAUGCAGGGACACAGCGAGGGCGAGCUCUGGGCGCUGGACGUUCACCCCAAGAAACCUCUGGCUGUCACCGGCAGUGACGACCGCUCCGUCAGGUUGUGGAGUUUGGUGGAUCAUACACUUAUCGCUCGCUGUAACAUGGAGGAGGCGGUGAGGAGUGUGGCGUUCAGCGUGGACGGAUCCCAGCUGGCUCUGGGUAUGAAGGACGGAUCCUUCACUGUGCUGAGAGUCAGAGACAUGACGGAGGUGGUUCACAUCAAAGACAGGAAGGAGGUGAUACACGAGAUGAAGUUCUCUCCAGACGGAGCGUACAUCGCUGUCGGCUCCAACGACGGACUGGUGGACAUCUACGCUGUCGCUCAGAGAUACAAGAAGGUGGGAGAAUGCUGUAAAUCCUCCAGUUUCAUAACUCACCUGGACUGGUCUCUGGACAGCAAGAUCCUGCAGAGCAACGACGGAGCUGGAGAGCGACUCUUCUACCGGAUGCCGAUGGGGAAGCACAUUGUCAGUAAGGAGGAGGUCAAAGGUCAACGCUGGGCGUCGUGGAGUGGCGUCCUGGGCUCAGAGGUCUGUGGCAUCUGGCCUAAAUACUCAGAUCUAACCCAGAUCAACGCCGUGGACGCCAAUCACUCUGCUGCCGUGCUGGUGGCCGGAGACGACCUCGGCCUCGUGAAGCUCUUCCGCUUCCCCUCUCUGAAGAAAGGAGCCAAAUUCAAGAAGUACAUCGGCCACUCUGCCCAUGUGACCAACGUUCGCUGGUCACAUGACCUGCAGUGGGUGCUGACCACAGGUGGGGCUGACCACGCCCUCUUCCAGUGGAGGUUCCUGCCCGAGUCCGUGAUGAACGGAGGACAGGACGUCAACAUACAAGACUCUCAUGGAGACUCCAACAGCGAGGAGUCGGACAGCGACGUGUCGGACGUCCCGGAGCUCGACUCGGACAUCGAGCAGGAAUCUCAGAUCCACUAUGACCGACAGGUGUACAAGGAGGACCUGCCUCAGUUGCGGCAGCAGAGCAGAGAGAAGAAGCAGCAGGUCGGAUCUCUGAAGAGGCAGCGAGGACCGGACCAGGGCCUCCGGCUGCAGUUUGUUCACGGGUACCGUGGUUAUGACUGCAGGAACAACUUGUUCUACACUCAGGGUGGAGAGGUGCUGUAUCAUGUGGCGGCGGUGGGCGUGGUCUACAACCGGCAGCUGCACAGCCAGCGCUUCUACCUCGGCCACGACGACGACAUCCUCAGCCUCAGCAUCCACCCGCUGAAGGACUACGCUGCUACAGGACAGGUGGGACGGGAUCCAGCCGUCCAUGUGUGGGACAUCCAGACCAUGAAGUGCCUCUCGUUACUGAAGGGAUUUCACCAGAGAGGAGUGUGUGCUCUGGACUUCUCAGCUGAUGGGAAGACCCUGGUCUCGGUGGGAGUCGAUGACCGUCACUCGAUCGUCGUCUGGGACUGGAAGAGAGGAGAGAAACUCGCCACUGCCAGGGGUCAUAAGGAGAAGAUAUUUGUGGUGAAGUGUAAUCCCCUGGUGAUGGACAAACUGGUCACCGUGGGAAUCAAACACAUCAAGUUCUGGCAGCACGCAGGUGGCGGUCUGACCUCCAGGCGUGGUGUGUUCAGGAGCAUCAGUCGGCUGGAGACCAUGAUGUCGGUGUGCUACGGCCGCACCGAGGCGCUGGUGUUCACCGGAGCCGCCACCGGAGACGUUUACAUCUGGAAGGAGCCGCUGCUGAUGAAAACUGUCAAAGCUCACGAUGGACCAGUGUUCGCCAUGUUCUCCCUGGACAAGGGCUUCGUGACCGGCGGGAAGGACGGCGUGGUGGAGCUGUGGGACGACAUGUUUGAUCGCUGCCUGAAGACCUACGCCAUCAAGAGAGCGUCUCUGUCUCCAGGCUCCAAAGGCCUGCUGCUGGAGGACAACCCUUCCAUCAGAGCCAUCACUCUGGGUCAUGGUCACAUCCUGGUAGGAACCAAAAAUGGAGAAGUUCUAGAGAUUGACAAGACUGGACCCAUGACUCUGCUGGUGCAGGGUCACAUGGAGGGUGAAGUCUGGGGUCUGGCCCCCCACCCUCUCCUCCAGAUCUGUGCCACCGUCAGCGAUGAUAAAACCCUGCGUCUGUGGGAGACGUCAGCCAAUCACCGCAUGGUCGCCGUCCGCAAGCUGAAGAGAGGUGGCCGCUGCUGCGUCUUCUCCCCCGAUGGCAAGGCGUUGGCGGUCGGUCUGAGUGAUGGCGGCGUCCUGGUGGUGAACGCUGACACGCUGGAGGAUCUGUUGAGCUUCCACCAUCGCCGUGAUGCCAUCUCUGACAUCCGCUUCACCCCAGACUCUGGAAAGUUCCUGGCAGUGGCGUCGCACGACAGCUUCGUGGACAUCUACAACGUGCAGAGCAGUAAGAGAGUGGGGGUCUGUAAAGGAGCGUCCAGCUACAUCACACACCUCGACUGGGACGCUCGAGGUAAACUGCUGCAGGUCAACACAGGAGCUAAAGAGCAGCUUUUCUUCGAAGCCCCAAGAGGAAGAAGACAAACAAUCAAGAACACUGAGUUGGAGCGGAUGGACUGGUCCAGCUGGACGUGCGUUCUGGGUUCAAGCUGUGAGGGAAUCUGGCCGACGCACAGUGACAUCACCGACGUGAACGCCGCGUCGCUCACCAGAGACCGAACCCUGCUCGCCACCGGAGACGACUUCGGCUUCCUCAAGCUGUUCAGCUACCCCGUCAGAGGUCAGUACGCUCGUUUUAAGCGCUACGUAGGCCACAGCGCUCAGGUGACCAACGUCCGCUGGGCUCAGGAUGACUCCACCCUACUGACCGUGGGCGGGGCUGACACCGCCCUGAUGAUCUGGGCGAGGGAACGAGGAGGCGGGGUCCCUGGGGACGGGGAGGGGCCUCUGUUACGCGACAACCGACCCCUCGUGGACAGCGAGGAGUCGGACGACGACACCGAGGAGGAUGGAGGCUACGACAGCGACGUGGCCCGAGAGAAGACGGUGGAUUACAGCACCAAGAUUUACGCCGUCAGCCUCCGAGAGAUGAGAGGAACCAAACCUCAUCAACAGCUGAAGGAGCUGUCUGCUGAGGAGAGGCCGCCGGUGAGUCGAGCGGCGCCGCAGCCGGAGAAACUCCAGAAGAACAACGUGUCCAAGAAGAAGAGACUAGUGGAGGACCUGGUCUUGGAUCACGUGUUUGGUUUUCGAGGCUUUGAUUGUCGUAACAACCUGCACUACCUCAACGACGGCUCGGAGAUCGUCUAUCACACCGCCGCCACGGCCAUCGUCCACAGCCUCACCACCGGAACUCAGAGUUUCUACCUGGAACACACUGACGACAUCCUCUGUCUGACCGUCAACCAGCACCCGAAAUACAAAAACGUCAUCGCCACCGGACAGAUCGGUGACGUCAGUGAACUCCCAGGCGCCACACCAACCAUCCACGUGUGGGACGCCAUGAGCAAACAGACCCUCUCCAUCCUGCGCUGUCCUCACGCUAAAGGCGUCGGCUACGUGAACUUCAGCGCCACGGGGAAGCUGCUGCUGUCUGUCGGCGUGGAACCUGAACACACCAUCACUGUGUGGCGCUGGCAGGAAGGAUCCAAGGUGUGCAGUAAAGGCGGACACCCGGACCGGAUCUUCGUGGUGGAGUUUCGGCCGGACUCGGACUCCCAGUUCGUGUCAGUGGGAAUCAAACAUGUGAAGUUCUGGACGCUGGCCGGUGGUGCUCUGAUGUACAAAAAGGGCGUGGUGGGGACCGUGGAGGACGGCAGGAUGCAGACGAUGCUGUCCGUUGCCUUCGGAGCCAAUAACCUGACGUUCACCGGAGCCAUUAACGGGGAUGUGUAUGUGUGGCGGGACCACUACCUGCUGAGGGUGGUGGCGAAGGCUCACACCGGGCCCGUCUUCACCAUGUACACCACGCUGAGGGACGGCCUCAUCGUCACCGGUGGCAAGGAGAGGCCGACGAAGGAGGGCGGGGCCGUGAAGCUCUGGGAUCAGGAGAUGAAGCGCUGUCGAGCGUUCCAGCUGGAGACGGGACAGCAGGUGGAGUGUGUCCGGUCCGUCUGCCGAGGAAAAGGGAAGAUCCUGGUUGGGACGAAGGACGGGGAGGUCAUCGAGGUCGGGGAGAAGAACGCGGCGUCCAACCUGCUACUGGACAGUCACGCUCGGGGGGGAAUCUGGGGUCUGACCAAUCACCCUGUUAAAGACCUCUGCGUCACCGCCAGUGACGACGCCACCAUCAGACUCUGGGACCUCACGGACAAGAAACUGUUGAGCAAGGUGUGUGUCGGCCACGCUGCUCGCUGUGUGACCUACAGUUCAGAUGGAGAGAUGCUGGCAGUGGGGAUGAAGAACGGCGAGUUCCUCAUCCUCCUCGCCAACACGCUCAAGAUGUGGGCGAAGAAACGAGAUCGCAGCGUCACCAUCCAGGACAUCCGGUUCAGUCCGGACCGGCAGCUGUUGGCCGUCGGUUCUGUGGACAACACGGUGGAUGUGUACGAUGUGAGCAGCGGACCGAGUCUGAACCGACUGGUUUACUGCAGCGACAUCCCUGCUUUCAUCCUGCAGCUCGACUUUUCUGCUGACAGCUGCUACAUACAAGUGUCCACAGGCGUUUAUAAGCGGCAGGUUUUCGAGGUUCCUUCAGGGAAGUUGAUAAACGACCAAAUCAUCAUUGACAGAAUCACGUGGGCGACCUGGACCAGUAUUCUGGGAGAUGAGGUUUUGGGGAUUUGGCCUCGAAACUCAGACAAAGCCGACGUGAACUGUGCCUGCGUCUCUCACGCCGGCAUGAACAUCGCCACCGGAGACGACUUCGGAUUGGUCAAACUGUUCGACUUCCCCUGCACAGAGAAGUUUGCCAAACACAAGCGCUACCUCGGCCACUCGGCUCAUGUGACCAACAUCCGCUUCUCUCACGACGACAAAUACGUGAUCAGCACAGGAGGAGACGACUGCAGUGUGUUCGUGUGGAAAUGUCUGUGAACGCACAGAUUUCUGCCGUCCGCAGACGCUUUGAUCCAAAGCACCUUGACAGCACCACAAGUGGAUCCGGGGGGAAUCGAACCCACAACCUGAGCCACCACCGACCUUUUUCUUGGUGACAGGGCGGAGGACUACAGACUGCUGCCGGCCCAUCGAUCCACGGCACAUGAUGGAUCACAUGAUGGAUCACAUGAUGGAUCACAUGACCCUCUACAGACCACGAAGAGGCGACAAGGAAAGAGAAGAUUCCUCAGAGACAACAUCAGAUGGUUUUGAUGAAAACUUUCUUGCUCGGUUCCAUUUUUCUUGUGAACAGUUCGAAUCUCACACGAUCAGCACAGUGACGGGAGGUUUCAUGUUCUGAUCAGAUUCACUCAGAACGGCCGCGUGUUUUUAAACAAACUGCAUCUCCGAGUCGUUCACCCAAGACGUGAAGAGAGAAACGUUCAGCUCCAUCUGUCGGAGCUUCUCAGACAAAAUGUGAAGCACUUUCUGACCAGGCUGCUUUUAUAAAAGCUAUAAUUAUGAUUAAUAAAUCCUUUACCAAGCAUUUCAUUCAAACAAAUAUUUGCCAAUUUGGGAUAAAUCCUCCAUAUACAAGAUAUUUUUUCUUUUUAUCUCUAAGGUUUUUUAAUAACCAUCAUUAAAUUUUAUUUUUCUCUUACACACUAAACGAUAGAGACACAGAACAGUUCCCACAAGAAGUAUUUAAAAAUCUUUUUAUAAAUAUUUACAGCUGCAGAAUUAUUAACUUUGACUGUUGAUGUAGAAUCGUCUGAAUGUGGAAAGAAAAGUAAAUAUGUAAUGUUGAUGAUCAGAGUUCUGUUGUUUGAAUGAAUCUGGGUAAAACCUUUUUGAUAAUCAGUAUAUAAACUAUAAAUAACUGAACAUUAGUGGAAAAUGCUGUGUAAGAAAAUAACCAAUAAGUUAAAAAAAGAAAUAUUAAACAUGAAUAACCAAUUAAAAUAAAUGUCCCAUAAUAGUCUUUUAUAAACCUUUAAUGCUUUGGCGUAUCAGUGUUUUUCUAGUCAAUUAUAAACUAUACUGUUACGUGUAACACACUUUCCAAUAAGUCUCGAGUUCUGCAGCUGUAAAUGUUGAGAAUUAAUUGAAUCACCUGAAGUUAUAAAUGUUAAUGACUCAUUUAUAAAAGCAGGAGAGUUUCUGGAGGCUCCAGGUGAGUCACAGGAGUCGUACAACAAACACUCAUGAUUCAUUCUGUUGAUGUGGUCAAAAAGACAAAGUGUCACACGAAAGGAGGAUUUUAUUUCUUCUUGUAACUGAGCUAUGGAGAGUUUGAAAACGAUAAAUUAAUCAUGAGUGAAUCUGUUGAUUAAAGCUCGUAAACUAUCAUCAGGAAGUUGAAAAACAAACAAACCAUGUUACAAGAUUCAGCUUUUGUCAUUAAACAGUUUCCUCCUGUCCAGGGGCCAGACGCACAAUACAUUCACAACAAAAUCACACAAGUCGGAGAUACUUGCACACACGUUUUUCCCCCCUGAAACUCUUGUUUGAUUAUGAUUUUAUCUCUUAAGUGAAAAUAUCUUGUUGUAUAAUGAAAAACAUCUUGAACUUCUCACAAUAUAACAUGAUGCUGAUAAAUAUAAUUACGUUUUUUAAAGUCAAACAAAGAAACUGAAUAACAGCUUGGAAAUCAAAUCAAAUUUUUCCUUCUUUUCUUAGUUAAAAAAACAUCGGAAAAGCUGAAGAGUCAGUUUCAGCAUUUUUUAGAAUAUGAUUGUUUUAUUGUUUUGGGCGAAAUAAUCAUUUUCUUAUUUGUGCCUUUAAUCGUCUCAUAAGUCACAGCAACCAUGGAGAUUGGGAGUUUAUGAUUCGUCCUAAAUAAAUAAUCAGUCUUGAUUAAAUUCCAUCUCAGGACGCUCAAAUUCUUCUUCUUCACAAAUGUAUAUAAAGUUUGUGUCGGCAUCAUUCACACGUCUGACCCCUGGAUUCAGUCUUUUCACGCUCAGAAACAAAAAACUAUCAAAGGAAGAGUUUACAGAAGCUGAUGGGAACAUUUUUGGAGAAUAAACAGAGUCAGAUUCUGCUCAGAUUAGAAAACUCCUUCUGCGUUGGAAGAAAUUAUAUUUAAUUAUAUUUACAGAAACAUCCUUGAGUUUGUAAAGUCACGUCUCAAUUCGGUGUCUCAUCACUUAAGUGCCUUUCAGGGUCUUUCUACCUGUGUUUGUUUGCCUCAGUUAAUUUUUUUUUAUUUAUGGGGGCGGGGGCUUCACCAUUGUUUUUUAACGCAUAUUUAAGCUUAUUUUGUACUUGUACACUGUCUGGUGCUACUCUGAGAAUGUUCAAACUUUUAUUCAUCCAAAAUGUAUAUAAAAGAAGCAUUUUGCUUUGCUGCUGCUUUUACUUUGAAACAUUCAAAGCAACGUGAUCGUAAAAAAACAACACUGGAGAAAGAUAUAUGUUCAGAGAAAUAUUUAUGGAAAAUACAUAGAUGUUAUUUAUGAGAGUGUGGAUGAGUUUUUGUGUCUGAACUGUUGAAUAUUAACUGUUGUGAAAAGUGUCAAAGAGUCUGUUUGUGUUGAGAUAAACAGAGA
Molecule: messenger RNA, 8574 nt
Organism: Platichthys flesus (European flounder)
Lineage: Eukaryota; Metazoa; Chordata; Actinopteri; Pleuronectiformes; Pleuronectidae
Product: echinoderm microtubule-associated protein-like 6
Exons: 44
Coding region: 89-6019 (1976 amino acids)
Molecular function (GO): microtubule binding
Source: RefSeq, a predicted model, not a curated record